CAAAAAAAAGUUAGCGUUCCUCUCCCUCUCACCAUCCUGUCGUCCUCUAUCGAGCGAGGAAUACAACACCCCACGCGACGCAUCGCUCCUUCGAAUCUCUUGAUCCCCGUGGAGAUCCUCUAAACCCUCUCUUCUCGAUCUCUUCCGGCCGUCGGCUGGGUAGUCGCUCCGGAUCCGGCCAGUUUUCCGUCGCUCCCCGCCGCCGGAGUCGACUCCGGGCCGAUCUCGCGCCGUGAGCUGAGGAUUUCUUGGGAAAAUGGCGGGAGUGCGGCCUCCCAACAUGGACGUCUUCGAUGCGUACUUUAGGAGAGCGGAUUUGGAUCGCGAUGGGAGGAUUAGCGGGGCUGAGGCGGUUGCUUUCUUCCAAGGGUCCAAUUUGCCCAAACACAUCCUAGCUCAGAUAUGGACGUAUGCUGAUCAGAACCGAACUGGCUUCCUCGGGCGCCAAGAAUUCUAUAAUGCAUUGAAACUUGUAACCGUGGCACAAAGUGGGCGUGAACUAACACCUGAUAUCAUAAAAUCUGCAUUAUAUGGUCCGGCUGCAGCUAUGAUUCCAGCACCGCAGAUAAAUCCUAUGUCAACUCCUGCAGCUCAAAUGGCUUCAGUCCCUACCCCUCCACCGCAAGUAAAUACUAUGCUGCCAUCAUCCACCCAAAUGAGUGCUAUGGCACCUGCUGCACCUCAAAAUCUAGGCUUCAGGGGGCCACAGGUAGCUCCAAAUGCAGGCAUGAAUCAACAGUUUUUCUCCUCGUCAAAUGCCAAUAUCAUUAGGCCACCUCAAGCAACACCUGCUGCGCCUUCACUUCAGCUGCAUGGAGUCAGUCAAGGACUUUCUGCGGGUAGCAAUGUUGCUGGUCCUCGUUUGCCAAGCUCAGUUGCACCAAACAUGUCAAUAGAUUGGCUUGGCGGUACGACAGGUGGAACUGCAGUUGGGGCAACUUCUCAAGCUGUUAGGGGCAUUAGCCCUUCACAGUUCCCAAAUGGAUUUGGCUUGACAUUAUCUGGUACAACCCCUGGAGCGCCUCCUAAACUGCAAACACAAUCUGCACCAGCAUCCUCAGUGCAGCUGAAACCUCUGGAUCCAGUCUUCCAGUCACAUGGAACUGCUGCUAAUAAUGAUAAAAAAGCAUUGGCUGUAUCUGGAAAUGGUUUGAUAUCUGACUCAGCUUUUGGAGGGGAUGCAUUUUCUGCUACUUCUCAAGCAAAGCCAGAUGUUUCUGCACCAACUUUUUCUGCAAGCAUUUUGCCCAACUCCUCCAGGAUCAUGUCACCUGCUGGUUCUCAAAAUUUAAUUAGGCCAGGUCAUCCUGAUCCUUUACAGCAUACCAUGGAACUUCCUUCUGGUAGUAGUCAGCUUCAACAGACUCAGUCAAUAGUUAAGCAAGAUCAGCCAGAUAAAAUGCAGAGCUCUUUAGCAUUGGCUACAGUUUCGGCUGGAUCUCUCAGUUCAACUUCCAACCAAUCGCAGCCUCAAUGGCCAAGAAUCACUCAAUCUGAUAUUCAGAAGUACUCUGCUGUAUUUGUAGAGGUAGACAAGGACAGAGAUGGAAAGAUCACAGGUGAACAGGCACGUAACCUGUUCCUAAGUUGGAGACUUCCUAGAGAGGUCCUAAGACAGGUGUGGGACUUAUCAGACCAAGAUAAUGAUAGCAUGCUUUCUCUGAGAGAAUUCUGUAUUGCUCUCUUUCUGAUGGAGCGGUACCGAGAAGGGCGUCCCCUUCCAGCUGUGCUUCCAAAUUCCCUUAGGUAUGAUGAGGCAUUGUUACAUGCCACAAGUCAGCCUUCAUCUUCAUAUGGUGGUCCAGCUUGGCAACCAAAUCCUGGCUUACCUCAGCAAGGGAUCCUUGGAUCUCGUCCCGUAAUGCCAGCCACUGGAAUGAGGCCGCCAAUGCAAACUGUCCCUCUGCAGCCUGAUGGUGCAGCACAGUCAGUUCAACAAAAGUCAAGAGUACCUGGAUUGGAUAAUCACCUGGUAAACCGACUCAGCAAGGACGAGCAGAAAACAGUGAACUCAAGUUACCAGGAGGCAACAGAUGCUGGGAAAAAAGUUCAAGAAUUGGACAAGCAGAUCCUAGAUUCUAAAGAAAAGAUUGAAUUUUACCGCACCAAGAUGCAAGAACUCGUUCUUUACAAAAGCAGGUGUGACAACAGACUGAAUGAGAUCACUGAAAGGGCAUCUGCUGAUAGGCGUGAGGUUGAGUCACUGGCAAAAAAAUAUGAAGAAAAGUACAAGCAAGUUGGAGAAUUAGCUUCAAAACUGGCAGUGGAGGAGGCUACAUUUCGUGAUAUUCAGGAGAGAAAACUGGAACUAUAUAAUGCAUUAGUUAAAAUGGAACAAGGUGGAAGUGCUGAUGGUCUGCUUCAGGUUCGUGCUGAUCGAAUACAAUGUGAUCUUGAGGAGCUAGAGAAAGCUUUGAAUGAACGUUGCAAGCAACAUGGAUUGCAUGUUAAGCCAGCUACAUCAAUUGAGCUUCCCUUUGGUUGGCAACCUGGCACACAAGAGGGGGCAGCUGAUUGGGAUGAAGACUGGGACAAAUUUGAAGAUGAAGGAUUCAUGGUUGUAAAGGAUCUCGGUGUAGAAGUAGAAAAUUUUGUUUCUGCUUCAAAUCCCAAGUCUCCCACAGUUUGGAGUGAUAAAGCUUCUAUGGAUGAGUUUUCUCCUGUUGCAUCUUCUUCUAAUGCUAAUAGCAAGAACGAGAAGCCUUUUAGUACUAGUGAACAGAUAACUGAGAGUGGAUCGGCCUAUGAUCAAAGUGAUGAAGGAUUAACAAGAAGUCCUGGCAGUCCUGGAAGGAGUACUUUUGAAAGCCCAUUUCGCUCUGCACAGUUUGAUGUGCAUGAUAUUUCUCCUCGCACCAAAGAAAGUCACAGUGAUUAUGGUGGUGCUGAAUCGUCUGUAUUUGGUGAUAAGUUUGCUGAUGAGGCCUCGUGGAAUUUUGAUGAUACUGAUUCAGUAUGGGGUUCUAAUGCAAUACAUUUGAAGGAGACUGAUCAUGAGAGGACCACAGAGAACUCUUUCUUUGGCUCUGAAGACUUUGGUCUAAAUCCGAUUAAAGUAGACCCCUUGAGUGCUGUUAGUGUAUCUGGGAAGGAGAAGAAAAGUUUAUUCUUUGAGGAUUCUGUUCCAAAUUCUCCAUUUUUCAACUCUGGUUCGUCACCGAUGUUUAAUGAGGGGCGAGGAGAUGACUCCUUCAACAGUUUUAGUAAAUUUGAUUCCUUUAGGAUGCAUGACAGCAAAUUUUAUCCUCCAGGCGGGAGCGUUACAAAGUUUGACUCCAUUAGCAGCAGCAGAGAUUUUAGUCACAUUCAGAAAUUCGAAUCAUUUGAUGAUGCAGACCCCUUUGGCUCGACUGGACCUUUCAAGUCUUCAUGAAUCCUUUAUCGUAGGUAAGGUUUGGAUAAUUGGGGUCCUUGCUGGAAGAUAUUGCACCAAGGAGAAGUUUCUGCUUUGUGCCAUGAUGCAAGGAUACUAUUUUUGGAGCAAGAUGUUCAAUUUCAUAUGCGCUAAGAUCCCUUGACAUCUUGGCUAUAUGCUUUGGACUUAAUUUUCUUUUAUCGGCAUUCUUUUGUUUUUCGGUAUUAUAUGUUGUUUUGUCUUUUAGGUUUUAGGUUUGCUUUGUCUGUGCCUCAAAGUCUUGUUUCAGUUAGCCUACUUGUUCACCUCGUAUCAUGUAUAGGCUAAUAUUUGUGACUUGAGCAUUGCAGAAUGGUAGUAAUUUUUGGUUGAAAAUAAUUUCACGGCAUACAAGGGACAGAUUGAAGCAUCAGAAAUCUUGUGUUUAGCAUCCUCGGUUGUAAGGAAAUGCACUGACGAUUUUAAACAGUACAGUGAUGAAAUUGACAUCCCUUAUAUUUGUGCGAAUGAUUUUGUACAUAUUGAUAUGGUAAUUAUCUUGGUUUGUCUUGCA
Messenger RNA from Phoenix dactylifera (date palm), 3908 nucleotides. The record is from RefSeq and is a predicted model, not a curated record. Lineage: Eukaryota; Viridiplantae; Streptophyta; Magnoliopsida; Arecales; Arecaceae.